UUAUAAAUUUGGUCACUGAGACAGCAUAACAUGUUGGAUUAGCUGAUUUUAAGGGCCUGGUUGGGCAAAAGUAGUUUACACAUUACCAGCAGCUAUGUUCUUCUUUUGCAACACAUAUCAGUGAUGUACCAUGUCAAUCAAUCAAUCAAUCAAAUUUUAUUUGUUUUGCCCAUAUUCACAAAUCACAAUCUUUCUUCACUAUAUGGAUCCAUAUAGACUCUUAAAGCUGUGUGCUGAUGUUUCCUGUUCACUGUCUCCCCCUGUUGCUAGGAGAUGAGAACAAAGUUUCUCUGCUGGGACUUGGGGCAUUGGAGCCUCUCUGUCGGCUCAUCACUCACAACAACAAGCUGGUCAGACGCAACGCUGUCAUGGCCCUGGGCACCAUGGCCACCAAUGGUGAUGUUAAGGAUGCUCUUAAAAAAACAGACCUAAUUCCAUCGAUUAUCGACAAACUAUCACUUGAAGAGGAUAGAGUUGUCCAUGAGUUUGCAACACUGUUCCUGGCCUCUAUGUCGCCGGAUUUUAUAUGUAAGGUCCAGAUCUUUGACAACAAUGGUUUACCACCUCUAAUUCAGCUUCUGUCCAGUCCAGACCCAGAUGUUCAGAAGAACUCGCUAGAGGUCAUCUUUAACCUAGUUCAGGACUACCAGUGUCGCGUGGCGGUUCAUGAGUUGGGUGGGAUCCCUCCACUUCUGGAGCUGUUGAAGUCAGACUUCCCUGUCAUUCAGCAUCAGGCUUUAGAGACACUGGAGCUUGUCACCACUGAUAAAGAUACACGCCACACCUUCAGGGAAGAGCAGGGAUUCGAGAAGAUCAUGGGAAUCCUUACUAACACGGAUUUCAGUGACCUUCAUGCUGAGGCCUUGCAUGUAGUAGCUAACUAUCUGAGUGACAGUGAGACUUUGCAGCUGAUCCACGAGGGUGGAGGCCUGACCAGGCUGAUGGACUUUUUUCUCACACCCAACUUGCCUGAAAUCCAGUUCAAUGCUGUUAAAUGCAUAGCCAGGGUCGCACAGAGCUCUGAACAUCGAAAACUGCUCCACGAGCAGAAUGUGGAGAAGGUUCUAGUCGAUUAUCUGUCUGUGGUGGACAUCAGUGUGAAAACAUCCACCUGCAAGGCUGUGGCUGCCAUGAGCUUCCACCUAUCCAGUAAAGACCGCUUCAGAGAGCUGGGUGGGAUCCCUGCAGUGGUAGAGGGGCUGAGAGGUGAGAGUAUAGAGCUGAGAGAGGCAGCAGCCCAUGCCCUUGCUAACCUCACGCAUAACAACCACCUCAGCGCAAUUGCGGUGUACGACGCAGGAGGCCAUGAGAUCCUUGUUCAGCAGCUUCACGGAAGCUGUCCGAGGACAGUAGCCAAUGCUGCUGCCACGCUUUGCAACAUGGCACAAAAGGAAUUAAUCCGCCGCAGCAUCUUGUCACAUGGAGUAAUAAAGGCUCUGGUGGAGCCCUUAAAGUCUACAGAUACACAGGUGUUGGUGAACACCACACUGUGUCUGGCAGCGCUGGCCUGUGACGCAGAAGAUAGGGAAGAGCUACUGAGUGCAGGAGGCCUUCAACCACUGGUCAAUCUGCUGCGAUCUUAUCACAAGGAGGUUUUACAAAGUGUGUGCUUGGCGGUAAUUGUUUGUGCCAGUGAUGAGCCCACCGCUUUGGAGAUGUGCAAAUUUGGAGCUGUAGAACUGCUUCAGGAAAUCAACCAGUCAGUGAAUCGCAGGAGCAGUUUCAGCGAGUCAGCCAUGAUCAGCCUGCUCAAGUCCAACUUGCCUGUUAAAUACAGCCUGACAGAUCAUUUAGCCUCCACUGAUAUAGUUAGAGAUGGCUUCUACGAUGCCGGCAAGGCUCGUGCUGGACAGAGGAUUCUGACAUUAGAGGAAUUUUCUAAGCAGCCAGUCAACCAGCAACGACCCAUCAUCGUUUUCAACACAACAACAGAGAAGAAGAAAGACAGUGACCAACAGAAAGAUGAGACUCAACCUGUGUCUCCUGCAGAGGAACCGUGGAAGAUGAUGGAUGACGUCUCUUUGCAGGUUCUUGUUAAAGAAACCAAAGAAUCCAUCCUCUCGCUGGAUGAUGAACGAGAGCAGUGUGCUGCCUUGGCCAGGAUGGUGAGCGAAGUCAUGGGUGGAGCAGUGGAGAUGGAGAAGUUGCAUGCUUUCCCGUGGGUGCUGCACCUCAGCGAGCUCAAGUUCCAGCUUCAGUCUAACGUUAUUCCCAUCGGGCUGAUCACCAGGGGAAUCUACUGUCACAGGGCUCUUCUCUUCAAGUGUCUGGCUGAUUUUAUUGGGAUGAGCUGCACACUGGUUAGGGGUGAGUAUAACCGGGCUUGGAACGAGGUGCUCCUCUUCAGUGUGGAUCCCUCCAGCAAUGGUCGCUCUUCACAGCCCAGCCGCUACCUAGUGGACCUCAUGCACAGGCCUGGAAGCCUAUUGGCAGUGAAUACCCCUGCUGCUGUGCAGUACCAGUCCAUAUAGAACAGAAGUACUAAAUCAGAAUACUAUGACCAGUCAUUUCAUUUGUAUCACUGGUUCACCUUUAUACCAUUAAACUAAA
Messenger RNA from Paralichthys olivaceus (Japanese flounder), 2550 nucleotides. NCBI's taxonomy places the organism in Eukaryota, Metazoa, Chordata, Actinopteri, Pleuronectiformes, Paralichthyidae. The record is from RefSeq and is a predicted model, not a curated record.